AUGUUACGUGAUAUGUUUAAUGGUCGCAUGGAAAUUCACACAGACUCUGAAGGGUGGAUAUUAAUAGACAGGUGUGGUAAACACUUUGGAACUAUCUUAAAUUUCUUAAGAGAUGGUUCGGUCCCAUUACCUGAGAACACAAGAGAAAUGGCGGAAUUACGUGCAGAAGCAAAGUUUUAUUGUAUCAGUGCAUUAGUUGAGUCUUGUGAGCAAUCACUUCUUCGAAAGAAGAGGGAAGCAGAACCUAUUUGUAGAGUUCCACUAAUUACUUCUCAAAAAGAAGUGCUAGUAUUAGUUACAAACACUACUAAACCAGUAGUGAAGUUGCUUAUUAAUAGGCACAAUAAUAAAUACUCAUACACAAUUACAUCAGAUGACAAUUUGUUAAAAAAUAUAGAACUGUUUGACAAAAUGUCCCUCACAUUCAGUGGUAGAGUACUAUUUAUUAAAGAUGUGAUUGGCUCCAGUGAAAUAUGUUGUUGGACAUUUUAUGGCCAUGGCCGUAAAGUUGCAGAAGUUUGUUGCCAUUCCAUUGUAUACACAACUGAUAAAAAACACACAAAAGUUGAGUUUCCAGAGACCCGAAUUUAUGAAGAGACAUUGAAUAUUUUGUUAUAUGAGAACCGAAAUGGUCCUGACCAAGAACUGAUGCAAGCAACUUCCUCAUGUGAUACAGGCAGUAGUGCACCGCCUUGUACAUCAGACGAAGAAGAGGGUGAGCGUUCAAGCUUGGCUCGCCUUCGCUCCAACAAACAAAACACCAACUGACCCAACCUUGCCCCAUUUAUCAGAAUUCUGCAACGGGCGAAGCUAUUAGGGUUGACUCCUUCCACAUCAGGGCUAUCUGGGCAGGCUUCCACCAUAUUAGGACUACACGCACCGGGCUGUCUCAGGGUUUCCAAACCCUGACAAUUCGAGUUUGGGCUCCAUACGCCUUUUGGCCCAAGUUUUAGCCCGGUGCGUCGGUCGGCCCUGUGGGCUCCGAUAGUUCGAACAGAGUCGAACGCUAGUAGUACGGCAAUUUUGACCUGCGUUUGGUUUUGUCGUCCCACAUCUCUCUGCCCUAUUUACAAUUAUUAAUUAAUACGAUAUAUCUAACAUCAUGCAUAGACUUCUUGAUUACACAUCGGAUUAUAAAAUCGUUAAUAUAUGCAGGAAAUCGAACUAUCCGAUAAAAAUAAAAAAUGAACGAAAUGUUUAUAAUGCUUUGUACUUUAAAACAUUUUACAAUCUGAUGUGGUGGUGGUCAGCCUUAAUAGCCUGGCCCAUUGUAGUACUCUGCCUUUUACCAUUCCUUAUCCAAGACUUAGCGUCAUUCAAGUUCU
This is a messenger RNA of Dufourea novaeangliae, 1325 nucleotides long. Its product is annotated as BTB/POZ domain-containing adapter for CUL3-mediated RhoA degradation protein 3-like. The transcript is spliced from 4 exons. The record is from RefSeq and is a predicted model, not a curated record. Bases 1 to 768 code for a protein of 255 amino acids. NCBI's taxonomy places the organism in Eukaryota, Metazoa, Arthropoda, Insecta, Hymenoptera, Halictidae. Gene Ontology annotation, biological process: protein homooligomerization.